Molecule: messenger RNA, 2955 nt
Organism: Pipra filicauda (Wire-tailed manakin)
Lineage: Eukaryota; Metazoa; Chordata; Aves; Passeriformes; Pipridae
Gene: MORN4
Product: MORN repeat containing 4
Exons: 4
Coding region: 1426-1866 (146 amino acids)
Source: RefSeq, a predicted model, not a curated record
GCAGGCACCGGGCCCGCGACCGUCGCCACGAGCGUCCCGCUGGUGGGGCGUGCGUGCAUCGGCCGUGGGUGCAUGGACAUUGCAGGGUGUGGGUGCAUGGACACUGCAGGGUGUGGGUGCAUGGACACUGCAGGGUGCGGGUGCAUCCCCCUUGGGUGCAUGGACACGGCAGGGUGUGGGUGCAUGGACACGACGGCGUGCCAGUGCAUCCCCCGUGGGUGCAUGGACACGACAGGAUGUGGGUGCCUUCACCGUGGGCGCGGUCACGCCUCCGGGCACACUCCCGGCCUCAGGAGCUCCACGUCGUGAAGUCCCCCGUGAAGUGUCACAGGCCGUGCUGGCGGAGUUCGCAGCCCCCGGCAGCCCCCGCCCCUCCGCCUGGCACGGCUGGGUAGGCUGCGGGCUGCGAGCCGGCGAUGAGCUCCUGGGUGCUGCCGUCGGCAGAGAGCACUGUUCAGUCGCUGCUCGCCUCGCCUGGGGCCAUUUCUCUGGACACAAAGCCUUGGCAAGUUCGUGCUGUGCUCCUGGGUUCGUGUGGCUCAGCACGCACCGCUCGGGUGGUUCGCAGCAGAGUGUGAGCAGAUACACUCCCUUUACGUGCGGAGAGUCCCUUCCCAUCACGGGCACUGCUUGAGCCGCACCGGCAGCUGCGGGAGAGGCAGCGCCCAGCCCGCCCGCGGGGCUGUCUCCGUGCUGGUGCCUUCCCUGUGUGCUGGGGAGGGCUGUGCUGCGUGGCAGCGGCUCUAGGGGAGUACAGUUUCCGAGUGCUGCUUGCUGUCUGCAGGCAGGUUUGUAAGCCUGAGUAGUGGAGCAAAGCCCUGAAGCCUCAGGGUCCUCUCUCCGCUGUCCCUUUUAGGAGGAGUGGCCUCCCAUCCCUGGGAGUGAGCCGGGUUUGCCCAUCCUUGAUGCUGGAGCUGGAAACGCCACAAGCUCUCUGUUCCCUCCCGUGAAGAGCUGGCACCAAGCACAACCCAGCAUCUCCUCUCCAAAAUUCCUGUUUCUGCCUGGGACUGCCCAGGCCCCUGGCCUGAGCCUGCAUGAUGCAGGACCCCUGGGAUUCUGCCUGAGUGCCAGGCCAGAGACAGACAGCUCCUGCCACACUGCUCUUCCUGCCGUUCACUCACAUUUCACAGGGCUGUGACCCCCGUGGGCUCACAUUGCUCUGAACCCUGCAGUGGGGCGGGCAGCAACCCGAACCUGGCAGCUGGGGUUUCAGAGCCAGGGCAGGGUGGUUGUGCUCCUGGGGUCACCUCCUCAUCUGCACCAUGCCUCAGCAGAGUCAUCCCCGGGGCAGGCAGGUGCCUCUCAUCUCUGUGAGAUGAGGAGAUGCAGGGGCUCUCGGCAAGCUAGACUGCUCUCCCUGCCCAGCAGCUCUCUGUGCCUCUUCCCGCCAGCUCUUGCCCUGCUUUGCCGGAGGCUGUUGCCAUGACACUGACUAAAGGCUCCUUCACCUACUCCAGCGGGGAGGAGUACCGCGGCGAGUGGAAGGAAGGUCGCAGGCACGGCAUUGGGCAGCUGACGUUUUCCGACGGCACCGCCUACGUGGGGCACUUUGAGAACGGGCUGUUCCACGGCUGUGGAGUGCUCACCUUCUCUGACGGCUCCAGAUACGAGGGGGAGUUUGUGCAGGGCAAGUUCAAUGGCGUUGGAGUCUUUACACGCUGCGACAACAUGACCUUUGAGGGCGAGUUCAAAGGCGGGCGCGUGUACGGCUUCGGUCUCCUGACUUUCCCUGACGGCUCCCACGGGGUGCCCCGCAACGAGGGCUUCUUUGAGAACAACAAGCUGCUGCGGCGGGAGAAAUGCACAGCCAUCAUCCAGAGGGCCCAGGGUGCCUCCAAGUCUGCCCACAACCUGACAGCAUGACGGUGCCCCACAUCCCCUUCCGCCAGAGCAGGGACCCCUCUGCUUGGGCACUGGCUGGCCCUGCUGGCCCUGGAGAAGGGAUGUGGCACUGCUGGGUGCCUCCUUGCCCUUUGUCCCCACCAAGCAUCCUCCUGCCAAACCCCUGCUGCUGGAGGGGAUGGGACCCUCCGCUCUCCACCCAAGUGCCCUGGGGCAGCCAUGGUGCCUUCUCUUUCUGGCUGUAGCCCUGGCACCUGCUGGAGCAGCAGGAGGGCAGGGUGGUUGGAGCUUGGCCUCUCUGUCUCCCAGAAAGACUGUGGACCACUAGGGCUGCAAACCUGCUGCAGAGGAUGGAGCAGUGGGACAGGGGCUGGUCCCUGACCCCACUGCCAGGGUGCCUUGGCUGGGAGCUGCUGGCUGGACAACGUGCCCCCAGAAGGGCAGUUCCUGGCUCGCUUCGCUGCCCUGGUCUGGAGGCAGGAUGGGUACCCUGGGCACGCUGUGGUCUGUACCCUCAGUUCUGGGUGACUGGCCAUCCCCCUGCAUGCCCUGGGUAGGGUGGCAUGGUGUCCUGGAAGAACCCAGCCUGCUCUCGAGGCCAGCCGAUUCCCCUCAUCCCUGUGCUAAUCCGCCUCACCCACUGCCUUGGCAACACCAGCAGCAGCAUCCCCACCAAGGGGGAUGGGGAGAUGCCCAACCUGGCUCAUAUCUGCUGCAUGCUGGUGGAGGGUGGGAGCAAGGAGCAGGGUCAGCAGGAGCCUGGUAGGAGGGUCACAAGCAGGACUGAGUGGGGUGGCAGGACUGGAGCAGGAGGCCUGGGCAGGGUGGAAGGGUAUAGAGGCAUGGCGAAGGGGCAGGCAGGGGGAACACAGCUCCCCAUUUUGCCCUCCACAUGCAUCCUUCAUCUCUCUGCUGCAUGCUCACCUUCACCCCGGUGUGCUCCGGCUGGCUGUGGUGCAGGGGUCCUGGAAGCCCUCACUGCCUGGUGCGGGGCCGCAGGGGCCAUACCCUCCCUGCCAGUCUCUACCCACACCGGUCCCGUGCCUUGCCGUGACCCUGCCUUGUGCUGCUGCCUGCACGGGCCUCAGCUGAGUAAACCAUGUUGCCAAA